AUGUCCGGAUUAGCCGAAUUGGAGGCUGAAAAAGACCAGUACAAGGAACAGCUUGACCUUGUUCUUGGACAGCUGCGCGACGACCCCGAUAAUGUGGAACUCAAGGCUCUUGAACAAGAGUUGCAAAACUUUGUCCAACUUCUCAACGAGAACAUUGCAGAACUGAAGCCCAAACAGGCCCCAAAGCCAGCACCGAAGCAGCCCUCUCCUCCGCCCGAACGCGAAAAAUGGUCGCGCGAGAACCACCCCGCCUUCAAGAAGACUGCGCCCAUCCCGACACCUGAGGAGAAGGAUGACACGCCAGUCACCUACCAAGUAAAUGAUAUUGUCAUGGCGAAGUGGAUGUCUGGCGACAAGGGCUUUUACCCCGCCAAGAUUACCUCCAUCACCGGCUCCGCUGCUGCGCCCGUCUACGUUGUCAAGUUCAAAAGCUACGACGUCACAGAAACGAUACGCUCGCGCGACAUCCGCCCAGUCUCCAACAAAAGGAAGGCUGAGGCGCUUCCUGCGCCACCACCGGCGUCAACACCCGGCCUUGUAUCCUCGGCCGGCGCAACGACAUAUCCAAAUGCGGGCAGGGAUGUCGAUGCUGAGGCUAAACCGCCCAAACCCAAGAAGAUCAAGGCCAAGAAGGAGCUCGAAGCUGGCAAAAACAAGUGGCAGGAGUUCAACUCAAAAUCUAAAUUUGGAAAGACACAAAAGAAGGAUAGCAUGUUCCGGACGCCAGAAGGCGUACACGGUAGAGGUACGAUUCUACUUAUACCCGUGGUGUUUGCAAGCAUACUGACCCUUCUACCUCUAGUUGGCUUCACUGGGUCUGGCCAAGCCAUGCGCAAAGAUCCAAGCCGAAACCGCCACGUCUAUCAAGUGAACGAGGAUUUAGACUAA
This is a messenger RNA of Cordyceps militaris CM01, 888 nucleotides long. RefSeq names its product Tudor domain. The record is from RefSeq and is a predicted model, not a curated record. The transcript has 2 exons. Lineage: Eukaryota; Fungi; Ascomycota; Sordariomycetes; Hypocreales; Cordycipitaceae. The coding region runs from base 1 to 888 and encodes 295 amino acids.